AUGGAACGACCAGAAUCCUGCAAAGACUUUUUUUACGUCAUACAGGACCGUAACUCCGCAGGAAACCCACUGACAGAAGAUGAAGUUAGACGGUACUUCACUCAGAUCUUGGAAGCUAACAUCACAUGCGAAGAAAAAGGUGUUAUACACCGCGACCUCAAGCCUGAUAAUAUUUUGCUGGAUUUGAAAAAUGAUGAGGUGAAGUUGAUUGACUUUGGGUUGGCAUCUGAGAUACAAGAAGAGCCUUUUGAUAGCUUUAGAGGUACGCAGUACUACAUGCCCCCUGAAUUCAUGAAGACAGGUAAAUAUGACGGAUGCGAGGCUACUGUAUGGGCGAUGGGAAUCCUCUUGGUCGAUAUGUUGUCACCAGUUAUUCCAGCAUUUGAAAAACCACAACAUUGUCUAAGCAUGGAGCCCAGAAUACCUCGACACUUUUCAUCAGAGGUGAAGAACGUUGUUUAUAUGUUGUUGAAUCCCGAAGCAGAUCAGCGACCAACUCUUAAACAAGUUCUCCAGCAUGCAUGGUUCUCAAUGGAAGUCUAAACUCCUCUCUGUAUUAUGCACCUUGUUUGCUAGUUACGAGAUAUCUUUAACAUUUUGUUUUUUAGUAUGACUGAUUAUUUGUAAUCGGUAAAACUGCCUUGUGAAAUUGUCUGUUGUUACUGAGAGUCUGUAACAGUGGUCUUGAAAUGUCGUGUUGUAAGAUUAGACAAGAAAAACGUAGAUUGUCCGACAGGGUUGAAUAAUGCCAAACCAGUUAAAACG
Pocillopora damicornis (cauliflower coral) is the source of this 765-nucleotide messenger RNA. RefSeq names its product serine/threonine-protein kinase pim-1. Gene Ontology annotation, molecular function: protein serine/threonine kinase activity; ATP binding. The record is from RefSeq and is a predicted model, not a curated record. Gene Ontology annotation, biological process: protein autophosphorylation. Lineage: Eukaryota; Metazoa; Cnidaria; Anthozoa; Scleractinia; Pocilloporidae. Gene Ontology annotation, cellular component: cytoplasm.